AUGUCUAGCAGAGGCCGAGGAGGCAAGUUCCAGAAGGCCAAGCGAGGAGGCGGCCGCAACUUUAGCAAGAACCUCCGCCCCCUCGACGCAGAUGGCGGGGAGCGCAGCAUGUGGGCUGAGCCAGUCGAGGGCGACAGCGACGACAGCGAGGAGGAGUCUUCGGAAGAGGAGUCGGACGAUGAGGAUGGCCCAGCAAAGCCAGCGCAAGAAGACAUGACCCGUGAACAGCGCCGCGCAGCAGCAAAGGCGAAGAAGGAGGCCGCGAUCAAGAAGAAGCAGGGCACAGCACAACCAGGAGAUCUCCCCCCAAGCGACUCCUCGGAGGAAGAAGACGACGCUGACAUGCCUGCGAAUCCAAACCAUAGCACGGCGGCGAGGAAGCAGGCUGAGAAGCCCAUCGAGCCAGCAGGUGAGCGCAAGAUUGUCAAGAAGACCGACGAUGUCAGCCAGCUUUCACGGCGCGAGAGGGAGGCUCUGCAGGCUCAGCAAGCCAAGGAGCGGUAUCAGAAGAUGCAUGCUGAGGGCAAAACGGAUGAGGCUCGUGCGGAUUUGGAGCGUCUCAAGCUUGUGCGACAACAGAGAGAGGAGGCCGCUGCGAGGAAGGAGGCGGAGAAGGCGGAGAAGGACAUGAUCGAGAAGGAAAAGAAAGAGCAGAUGGCGAGAUUGGAGCGACAGCAGGCCUUGAAGGCUGCGAGAGGCGGACGUGGCGGAAAGAAGGGAGGCAAGGCUUGA
Molecule: messenger RNA, 732 nt
Organism: Zasmidium cellare ATCC 36951
Lineage: Eukaryota; Fungi; Ascomycota; Dothideomycetes; Mycosphaerellales; Mycosphaerellaceae
Exons: 2
Coding region: 1-732 (243 amino acids)
Cellular component (GO): cytosol
Molecular function (GO): RNA binding
Source: RefSeq, a predicted model, not a curated record